AUGGGCUACGCAUCCAAAGUUCCCUACCCCCAAGACCUCUGGGAGCGUGUCAAAGCAGCACGCCACCUGAAGUCGCAGCGAGAUGUUUCCCCCGAAAACCCAGUGCUAUAUGUCUUCCUCGUGAUAUAUGAUUGCUGGAAUGGCGACGAAUUUGGAGGAGGAGAGGCCGUUUCGGGUGUUUAUGGCUCCCUGGAAAAAGCCAACAAAGCUGCACUGGACCUUUUUGCAGAGAAACACCCGGAAUGCUUCGAGAUUGAUGAAGAGAUGUCGAAUUGGUAUCACAAACACACCGAGAACAUAAUUGAAAAUGAAGGCGAAGAAGACACAGUUGCAUGGGACGUGAAUAAGAAUGGAGAGGUUUUAGUGGAAGCAAAGGGCAGCGAAGAAUUCGGGGAACAUUAUGGUGUACGUGUAGAGGCCAAGAAGCUUCAGUGA
Molecule: messenger RNA, 435 nt
Organism: Penicillium antarcticum
Lineage: Eukaryota; Fungi; Ascomycota; Eurotiomycetes; Eurotiales; Aspergillaceae
Exons: 1
Coding region: 1-435 (144 amino acids)
Source: RefSeq, a predicted model, not a curated record